AUGACCAGAUUAUCUGGUCGAACCUCCGUGAGAAGCACCUGCCGGUAUGAUAUUGAUCAAAACUGCCUUCUGGGGAAGGGCGCCUUUGGAAUAGUGUACAAAGGAAAAAUUGUGAAACGCGGAAAUUUUAAUAGUACAGAGACUACUGUUGCUGUCAAGGUGACGUACUGGGAGCAGGGAACGAAAUCUCAAAGCCGCGUCGAGGACUGGCUGGAAUUAAUUGAACGAUGGAAAAGGCUGUUCAACUUCCGACCACAUGCUCAUUUGAUAUCGUAUCAUAAAUUAUCAUUCAACGUAGCCAGCGGUGGAUUUGUUGGUUUUGAAUUUCUGAUGGAUUACUGCGAUGGCGGUGACCUGGCCACUGUGCUAAGCAAGCCCAACUGCAAAGAGCCAUCUCAGCGAGAAGCCAGCAAGCUGGUUAACGAGUUGACAGUUGCUUGUCACACUAUGCAGAUUGCUGCAGGACUGGAGUACCUGCAUAAAAACCAGUUUGUCCACAUGGAUCUGAAGCCACACAAUAUCCUGGUGAAGAUACAGCGGACAGGGCAUCACAGACUGGUAAUUGCGGACUUGGAUGACAUUAUACAGAUGCGCGAAGCACAAACCCACUCGUGUGAUUUUCCCCCGAACAACGUCCGUGGUACUCUCCGCUAUAUGUCACCGGAAAUGCUGAAAACAUUUGCCAACAUGCCGUCUUUAGAGAAAGCAGGGCAAAACACCGAUGUGUGGAGUUUAGGAUGUGUUAUGCAAGAUUUAAUUGACUACUGUUACGGUAUUGAAGAAAGAACUCUCCGCAAGACGACGACGGAAUUUCCUUGCAAUGAUGUUAUUAUGGAUAACACGACUAAAGACUUCCAGUACAUGAAACUAAUCGAUAAGGUUAUCUGCCGGUAG
This is a messenger RNA of Paramacrobiotus metropolitanus, 894 nucleotides long. Its product is annotated as serine/threonine-protein kinase nekl-2-like. The transcript is spliced from 2 exons. Bases 1 to 894 code for a protein of 297 amino acids. The record is from RefSeq and is a predicted model, not a curated record. Lineage: Eukaryota; Metazoa; Tardigrada; Eutardigrada; Parachela; Macrobiotidae. Gene Ontology annotation, biological process: protein phosphorylation. Gene Ontology annotation, molecular function: ATP binding; protein serine/threonine kinase activity. Gene Ontology annotation, cellular component: cytoplasm.